CUUGGGGAGUCGAUGUGGAAAGAACUCAGGCCUUGAAAUUUGAACAAGGGGUUACUCUGGAACCUGGGGCCCAGACUUCAGUUUACUUAUCUAUCAAAUGAAAGAUUUGGGCUAGAUAGUCUCUAAUGUCCCUUCCAGUUUGGGGGUCUUCUUUUUGUCUAGGCAAAUAAGCUGGACUUUAUUUGAAUUAACUGCAAUUCCAGUAAAUAGAAAAUCAUUUUGAUGGGAGUCUUUAGUGGGACUUCUUGAAUGCUUAUGGAUUUUAUUAACUCUAAAUGGAUGUCUCCCCCCUCCAACACUGUAUUAAUAACAUAAAAAACCCCAUAGCUACCCAUAAUCACGUGCUCUUGGCAGCGUGCAAGAAUUAGGCUGCUCCUGUAGACGAUUGUCAAGUUGGAAAAGCUGGCAGUACCAGCCCAACAAGCUUAUCUCUAGCUCCUGCAGCGGCAGGGAUGCUUGGUGAUCAGUGCUGUUCAGAGAGGGAGUGGCGGACACCAAGAGCCCUGGCUAUGGCCACAGCCAGGUCUGGGAGGGGAGGAGGCUCCCCCCGCUGCAGGCGGCCAUCUCCCCUUCCCCCCUCUCGUGGGUUCUGGGCUGAGGCCGGGGACUGUCCGGAGCUGAUCUCGGGCUCCCAUUGGCCGCUGUCUGCUGUGACGUCACGAUCAUGAUGAGAAUUGAUGAUCGGACACGCUGAUUUCAUUGUCUGAGGCGGCGGUGGAGACCCAGGAAAAAUCUCGCUGAAUCCGCCCUGCCCGGCGCUAGCCCGCCCCGGGGAGCCUCGGAUUACGGCCGCUUUCCCAUCACGCCCGAGAUGAAUCUGCGUUCGGUAUUUACUGUAGAGCAACAAAGGAUUUUGCAGCGUUAUUAUGAAAAUGGGAUGACAAAUCAAAGUAAAAAUUGCUUUCAGCUCAUAUUACAGUGUGCGCAAGAAACUAAGCUGGACUUCAGUGUAGUCAGGACUUGGGUUGGCAACAAGAGAAGAAAAAUGAGCAGCAAGAAUGCGGAGUCUGGAUCCUCAACCCCAGGGACUAUACCUGGUACUCCUCAAGCAUCUCCAGACAUGGCUGUCAGAAACAUUGUCAAUGUCAAUGUCGCUCGACCCCCAAGCCAGCAGUCUUCUUGGGCUUCUAACAAUGAUGUCAUAGUGACUGGUAUCUACAACCCAGCUACUUCUUCCAGUAGGCAAGGAUCCACCAAACAGACAAAUGUUCAAAUGGCAGAAACUCAUAAAAUCCCCAUUCAGAGAUCCUUGGGGAAAAAUGAGCCUGAAUUUCAGCUGCAUGUUCCUGUGCAGAGGCAAAUGGCACACUGUAAAAAUGCCUCACUGCUCCUGGGUGAGAAGACAAUUAUUUUGUCAAGACAGACCAGCGUACUAAAUUCUGGAAACACCGUAUAUAACCAGGCCAAGAAAAACUACGGAGGUGCCUCAGUCCAAGCUGCUGAAAUGCCAUUACCUCAGAAGUCAACGGCGUGCCACCGCCCUUGCAAAACAGAACCCAUGGGGGGCCAAAGGUCAUAUAAGCCCGAGCAUUCAAGUCUCAUACCACACAGCUCAUCUGGACAAAGGGCAGGUGUCAGAGACCCUUACUGUAAUGCCCAAAACCUGGAAAUCCGAGAAGUGUUUUCAUUGGCUGUUAGUGACUAUCCACAAAAAAUGCUUGGAGGGCACACCACACACAAGCCUAGCUCAGCGGAAGGGAAUUACCUGUCCAUUGCAAUGGAGACGGGUGAUGUUGAUGAUGAAUAUGCCCGAGAAGAAGAGUUGGCCUUGAUGGGAGCCCAGAUCCCAAACUACUCACGGUUUUAUGAAGGCAGUUCCCUUCGAGCUGAGAACCAAAGUGCAACUUUGACUGGACCAGGGAGAAAUAUGGCAAAUUCACAAUUGGUGAAUGCCAGAGACUUGCCUGACAAUGUACUCUAUCACAGAGACUAUCACUUGGCCCCACGGACCUCAUUGCAUACACCAUCCAGUACGCUGUACAGCAGUGCUAAUCCAUCACGAAGUCAUUUUUCUCCACAUUUUGUAUCAUCAAACCAAUUGAGGCUGUCACAAAACCAAAAUAAUUACCAGAUUUCAGGAAACCUUACUGUGCCUUGGAUUACAGGGUGUUCUAGAAAAAGAGCACUCCAGGACCGCACCCAGUUCAGCGACCGCGAUUUAGCCACCCUCAAGAAAUAUUGGGACAAUGGCAUGACAAGUUUGGGCUCUGUUUGCAGAGAGAAAAUUGAAGCAGUUGCUGCAGAAUUAAAUGUUGACUGUGAAAUAGUCCGGACUUGGAUUGGGAAUCGAAGAAGAAAGUAUCGUUUAAUGGGAAUUGAAGUUCCACCUCCCAGAGGUGGUCCUGCUGACUUCUCGGAGCAGCCAGAAUCGGGCCCUUUGUCUGCACUAGCAUCAGGAGAGGAAGCUGGGCCUGAGGUAGUGGAGGAUAACGACAGAAAUGAUGAAGUAUCCAUCUGUUUAUCUGAAGGAAGCUCUCAAGAAGAACCCAGUGAAGCAGUUCCAAGUGAAGCGAGUAGGCACAAGGAAGAAGACCCCAGCGCAGUGUCCACAGACAACGUGAAAAUAGAAAUAAUUGAUGAUGAAGAAAGUGAUAUGAUAAGUAAUUCAGAAGUGGAACAAAUGAGUUCUCUCUUGGAUUAUAAGAAUGAAGAAGUCAGAUUCAUGGAAAAUGAGCUGGAGAUUCAGAAACAGAAGUACUUUAAACUCCAGACAUUUGUGAGAAGCUUGAUACUAGCCAUGAAGACUGACGAUAAAGAACAACAGCAGGCCCUGCUGUCAGAUUUACCUCCUGAAUUAGAAGAGCUGGAUUUCCAUCACGCCUCGCCAGAGCCUGAUGAUACCUCAUUCAGUUUGUCUUCUUUAUCAGAGAAAAAUGCCUCCGACAGUUUGUGAUUCGGGGAGGGGGAGGGAUGGGGGGCAAUCUAUGCCGCAGCCUUUGGGCUGCCUAACAGGUGUGCAUUUCAAGAUAACUGCAUUUUGUUGCCUGAUACCCUUCAGUUGGAAAAACAAAUUGAGGGAAGCAGACAGAUUCUGUGAAGGAUGGACAUGAUAGAACGGUUGCAAUUUAGAGUGAAAAGAAAUAUGGGAUUUAAAAGCUUAGUGUUUGGGGUUUGGGGCUUUUUUGUAAAUUGAGGAAGUUCUACGGGGAAAGCUUUAUUUAAUUUUUAGCAGUACAGCCAUGAGAUACUUAAAUGUCUAAUUUUGGAGAGAUUUUGGUUUUCUUUUGUUUUGUAGAAGAGUCUUAUUUUGAACAGUAGCUUUAAGCAGGGAACCAAGAAUGCAAAAAAAAAAAAAAAAAAACGGAAAAAAAGAAAAAAGAAAUAAAGGUAUUUCGACACUACCUGUCAAGACGAUCGAGCUUGGCUAGCCUGGUUUUUGUGGCCUCCCUCUCUCUCCUCUCCUCUCCUUGUAAUCCACACACACUUGUACUCAGGAAAGCUGGCUUAGGAUUGAACAUUAAUGUGAAAAACCAGUUUGAGCCUGGCUGAGUGUGGGGAGUGAUUAUGGGACCCCUGUGAAAAGUUCAUUAAAUCAGAGAUUGAACCGGAGAAGUACUCGCUAGCAUGUGAUCACAUCAUGUAAGUUGUUGCUAUCCUUCCAUCCUCUUACCAAAAUGUCUGGGGCAGGGCAGGGGCAGACACCGGGGAAGAUUAAUUCCAUGACUUCAGUCCAAUCAAUUAUUAAAUGUCCCGAAACAAAAGCACAACUGUUGUAAAAGAUUAGACUCUUAAUGGGAAUUCUUGAUCGCCACAGAUGGCCAGUAUCAGUAGGAUUCACACUGAACUGGUGAAUUUUGGAAAUCAGACUAGAUCAAGUGUUGCAGGAAUACCCCAUCCUCAUCACUGCUUCCAUAAUGUGUAUCAAUUUAUUAUGCUUCAUGAAACAGGAAAAGUCAAGGUAAGCUACUGCAGUUUUCCUCUCAAGUUGCUCUGAGAGUCUGCGUAGGCCCCCUACAGAAUGUGUACAGUGCCAUCAGCCAAGGAUGCCCGCCGUCCUCCCAAAGCUGCCCUGCUCUUGUUAACGGGAGCCUUGGAAUUUCCUGGAUGCCAUUUACUGAGCAUUCAGGCCAGUUGGGCAUGUUACCCAAUUGUUCUAUUAGCAGGCACCAGAUGGCAACUCGCUGUCGAAAAGACUUGGCUUCCUGAGCACCAGAUGGUAUUACUGAGACCUGAUACAGGUAAAUGCCAACUUGUCCCCAAGCACACGGUGCUUUGUGACUUGGCGGUGUGGAACUGAGUCGCACAGUUAAAUACAGGACGGAUCGGUGUGGUAGGUGGCUGCCUCGGUCGUUUCCCUCUAAGUACUAAGCGUGUUGUUAUCGAAACCAGAUUGAACCCCUGAAAAGACACAGAUAUCUCCCUCUGACUCCACAGAAGGGCUUGUGAACUGUAUUCAGCCCCCAUUUCCCACAUAGUGUAUGGACACAUAUGUGUGUGUCUGUGAUCUUGUCCAUUUAGGGAAUUCCCUUUGUGGGAAAUCUUUCCACUGAAAUACAUCAUAACCAAUCUAGGAUAUGAGUUAAUCCUAAGAAGUAGCCUGAGGCAAAAUAGAAAUUGGAUGACUUGCUAGGAUAUGUGUGUGUGUGUGUGUGUGUGUGUGUAUGUACACACACACAGACAUAUAUAUUUAUAUACAUUUCUUUAAUACUGUCAGUGACCAUGCUUUCACUAGCAUUCCCUUUCCAAGCCUCCCGUUGUUUUGAAGUCAGUCUUUAAGACUUUGUUACAGCUAACGAAUUCAGCAAGCUGUAGUCAGCCCAAUAACGUCCUUCUCCCAAUGAGUUCUCAGAUGACGUAUGUACAGCAUGUGCCGUGGGACUCGUACCUGCAACCUUCCCACAUUGUGGUAUCUAUCAAAGAACGUGCCCUACUGACAGAGCCUUCAGGAAACCAGGUACAUGUCCACAUCGUGGGGAGACGGCAGAGGAAGACUUAAUUUGAGGGGGUGUGCUCGUGCGUGUGACACACACAGGUACACACGGAAUUGGACUCUCUCUAUGCCUCCCACCCUUCCCACAAUCCAAAUUACAUCAGUAGACAUGGAUAUGAGUAAGGCCACAGAAUCCCACAUAUUAGGAUAAACUUGGUCAUCUCACGUUGACUUCCCUGUGGGGCACAACACUCAUGAUACAGAGCGGAUGGAAGGAGUCGGCUUCAUGUGAUAGCUGUAGGAAAGGAGAUCCCAGAUUGUCCGGCCUGUCUAAAGGCUUUGGCAGUCAGCGAGUUUGCCUUCGGUAUCAGUGAAGGAACACGUGAACUCAUUAUUCCGGAUCUCCCACUAAGGGUUCCUGUUGCUUUUCAUUUUGGGCUUGUCCAUGGCUUCCCUUACGUCCUCAGAAGAGGACCCACCCCUUUAGUGACCUAGAAGCCAUCCUCCAGCUCGUCUGACUAGUAGUCUCUGGGCUUUUUGCCAUACCUCGAUCUCAUCAUCCAACUGGCCUACUACCCUUUUCAGUCUUGUGUUUCCAUAAGGCCUUCACCUCUGCUUGUGUGUGGAUGUAACCCAGGCUUAUUCCAAAAUUUCUGGUUGGGGCCCAGUGACGGAGCACGCGUACCAUUGAAGGACCAGCUCCUGAAGCAUGUAGAAGCCCACCACCAAUGGGCUGGCUAGUGGGUUACGAGUCCUUUGACCACAGCAACCUAAGAAAUGAAGAAUUCUCCUUCCUUCCUUAUUUUAGUGUAAGCUCUUCUUGUUUUAUUCUCACUGUAAAUGAAGAUGGCCGAUUAGCUUUUCCAUAAUAACCUUUUGCAUGCUUGGACCAUAAUGGUCACCUCAGCCUCUUCUUCUCAAGGCUAAAUAAUCAAUCAGUCAACAGAUAUUUAUUGAGCGUUUGCUCUUUAUGAGACCCCGCGCUCUCUGCCGCAUCCUAAUUCCCGAGACUGCCAAGAAUUCUUUCCCGUUAACUGUUUCAGUGGCAUUCGUAAAAAUGAUUUCAUCUGCAAUAGAACAGAUUAAACGUUAAGAGGUCUCCCGGCGGCAAUUCCCAGAUGGAAGUAUAGGAUACGCUUCUGAGGGGGAUCCGAGGACUCCUAAGACCCCAGUCUGCAUUAGUGUUCAGAAAGAGGGGAGCCUACGGCAACUCCAUCUCCCGAAGACGUGGCAUGCUGGCAGGCUGGUAUUUGCACCAUUCAGAACAACUUCACUCAUCACCGGUGGAAUUAAGAUGCUUCUAAAUUGGGACACGGUCCGUCUCUAGCCGGAAAUGGCAACACUACACUGCUGUUUCUGGGCAGGAAGAAGGGUUAGAGUUGGCAGAUUGUAAUUAUGCACAUUGGAGUUGGAAAAGGAUGCCAAGGUCAAAUAUGCUAUUAAUAAACUAUGAGACCCAAAAGGAUGGGCUCCCAGGAGGAAUUGCAGUAGAGGGGAAAGAACACUGGGCUAGGAGGCCCAAGUUUGGAGCUGUGUGCCCACAGGCCAGUCUGUUACUCUGUGCGCCUCAGUUUGCUUCUCUGUAAAAUAAAAGGAUUGGUCUCCAAGGCACCUUCCCAUUCUAACGUAUUGUGGUUGAUUUGACUGAGGUUUGAGCAAGGGAAAAUUCCUGGAUAAAUGGUACAGGGAGCCUUCUUCAAAUUUCACUACUACAAAACACACUUUUUCUUUUGCAAUAUGUUGUUUCUGUUAUACUGCCACCGGGUUGUCAUCAUUGCACCUCAGGCUUGAGAGGUGGAAGGGACUUUGUCUAACCCUCUCACUUUUUUCGAGGAAAUGGAGACCCAGAGAAGGGAAAAUAACUUGCCUGGCAUCAUCUAGUAAGUUAAUGAGUGCUUGGUUGCUUGGUGAUUGUCCUUUGUUCCCAAAGAAGACCGAAAUGGCAUUGUUAUGUUAAGUUAGCCAAGUUAGUGACUUAGAGUUAAUAAGAAGGUAAGGACUAGAACUCAGGUGUCUAGAUUCCCAACUCAGCCCUUUUUCUACUCUAAGCCAACUUUGUUUUUCUCCAUCUUGCUGAUGGAGGCCAUCAGGGUGAAGUGAGCUAGUAAAAGUCUGAGGCCGUACUUGAAUUCAGGUUUUUCCGACUCCAUGCUGGUGUUCUCUUCACUGUACCACCUAGCCGCCCUUGAAAGCCAAGUCUUCGAGAAAGAAUCCCUGCUGCUUCUCCAGAAGAUCCAGGCCAACCUGAGAGCUGCUUCUCCAUUUUGAUGUCUGCCAUGAGCUCAGGAUCCCCAUGAGUGCCGCCAUCAAUUUCAGGCAAGUCCCCAUAGAGCAGCUAUGAGAAAGUAAGAGGCCUUGGAGGCCAGGCACACAGUGGGGAAGGUAAGAAGUAAAUGGACCUCCCCAAGAAAACGCGUGAUGGCUUGUAGUAGGCUCAGCUCCUCUGACCAGAACCAUUUUGAUGGUAGGCACUUCAUAGCAAUGUUGAAAAUUGUUGGCGAAAGCUCACAAGGGGGCCGGUGAUGCUUCUUAUCCAUUCUGUGUUCUUCUCUGCUAGGGCUUUGAAAGGUAGCUGAACAGUAUUACCCUAAGGACCCCUCACAUUCAGGAAUCAUGUUAGAGAUCUGGCAGGGAACAGUGGUGUAUGUAUGUGUGUCUGAGGGGUGGCGGGGGAGGGGGGAGUUCAUUGUAUUUUGAAAGUCUCCUGUUUCUAGUUUGGCCUUGUUGGGUCUUUAGGAUUCAGUCCACUUUCCCUGAGCGGGUCUCUUCCUCUUUCUAGCUGGAUGCCCUAUAUUCACAUUUAGAGAAAUGCUCAGAGUUUGGACAGUUGACUUCUGGGGAAUCUCUUUUUUGGCCGGCUGCCAUUGUUAUUUAGCUCCUCAGGCUGUGCGAUAAGGUGUCUUCUAGCUCCAGGUCCGAUAGGUCUGGAUCCAUUGAUGCCGCCUUGUGGUGCCGUCACCCAACGUUUGUUCAUUUGUUCAUUGCCACAUUCCAGAUCAAUUAGCAAAUGCCCAAAGCACGGGUAAGAAGACCUAACUGUGUUAGCAGUCGGCAUCAUCCUUGGCGGAUAGCACUGUACCAUCCACAUCCCAGGGCAACGCUACGGGAUGCUCUCAAGAAAGCCCCUACCGACUUCCGCGCCAACAACUAAUGUACCUCUGUCUGAAACGUAGCAAUUUAAGAACCGAUUUGUUAAAGGGGAUAUUUCCAAACUUCUAGGCCAUAUGAAGGUUUGAUUUCGCAUUAACUUGUUGAGUUAAUGAUUUUUGCUAUUCCGCGUCCCAGGUCGUGCUCACUACCUCUGAAACACUACCAUUUAAAGCCACAUCAGACUGUAAUGUGAACUUUUGUAGGCUUUUUAUUUAAACUUUUAUAGGCAAUAAAUGAUUUCCAACAAAUACA
Molecule: messenger RNA, 8272 nt
Organism: Antechinus flavipes (yellow-footed antechinus)
Lineage: Eukaryota; Metazoa; Chordata; Mammalia; Dasyuromorphia; Dasyuridae
Gene: HDX
Product: highly divergent homeobox
Exons: 10
Coding region: 812-2893 (693 amino acids)
Biological process (GO): regulation of transcription by RNA polymerase II
Molecular function (GO): DNA-binding transcription factor activity, RNA polymerase II-specific; RNA polymerase II cis-regulatory region sequence-specific DNA binding
Source: RefSeq, a predicted model, not a curated record